Molecule: messenger RNA, 5036 nt
Organism: Petromyzon marinus (sea lamprey)
Lineage: Eukaryota; Metazoa; Chordata; Hyperoartia; Petromyzontiformes; Petromyzontidae
Molecular function (GO): protein binding
Source: RefSeq, a predicted model, not a curated record
CAGCGCUCUAACCGCUCAACAACCACAACAACAACCACGACAACAACAACAACCACAACAACCACCACACACUCCUCGCUGCACCGACCGAAAGGAGCAUGAAGCGACGACCGUGGCGGGCAGCCGUCCCGUCGGACGAGGCGUCGGGCGCCCGUGCGCUCGCGGACGCCACGCGUCGGGGCCAGGUGCGCGCUGCGCGCUUCGUCCUGGACGCCCUCGACGGGCGGCCCGUGAACGCGCGCGGUCCCGAGGGCCACACGCCGCUCAUGCUCGCCGCCCUGCUGCCGGACGCCGCGGCCAGCGCCGCCCUCGUGGAGCUGCUGCUGCGGCGAGGAGCCGACCCGGCGCUCGAGGACCGCUGGGGCGACAGCGCCCUGGUGCAGGCAGCGGCGGCCGGCAACGCGGGGGUGCUGAGGAGCCUCGUGCGCGCGUUCGACCGUCGCGGAAUCGACGUUCACCGACCCAACCGCGAUGGGCAUUCGGCGCUGCAGGUGGCUCGCUGGCUGGGGCACCACGACUGCGUGGCGGUGCUGUCCGCAUGCGGUGGGUCCAGAAGCCACGUGGAGCCCGCGACACAAGUCGAUGCACCGCCGCCUCCUGCUGAUGGGCGAUGGACAACCGCGCUGUCAGCCGACGGGCCGCAUUUCAAGGUCGCGAGACCGGCACGCUGCUACGGGACCCCUUGCCGGGCUCCGUUACCAGACGUCUUGGAGGAACCACUGUCAACAUCGUUUUUUACGCCGCAGACAUCAGCAACAUCAUCAUCAGCAGCAGAUUAUUGCCCAACAACAACAACAUCAUCAUCACCAGAUGCUCGAUGCGGAAACCCCCGUGCCGCGUCGCGACUCUCAAUCUUGCGCCAGCGGCUGAACUCGAUGGACUCCAUCGAGGAGGAGUUUGACGGCGACGACACGCCGACCGGCUCGUGCGGAGAACCCGUCCCGAAGGCCGCGGAGUCCCAGAGCGUCCCCAGGGUCCACGACAACCGCCGUAGCUUCUUGCCCCCGGUGGCUGUUCCCGGAGACGCCUCGAAGCCGCCGGCCGCGAUGGAGCCGCUCGGUGCGAGGUCGCAGAUAGAGGACCACCCACCCUCCAGGUCUCGCCGCAGCUUGCCGGAGGUGCUUCUCCACGGAGAGCAGGCAUCGUCGCUCAAGGCCAGCAAGAACGUCGGGCAGCUGCGGCUGCAAUUCAGCAACUGCCAGGUGGACGACGGCGUGCGGAGAUUCAACGACUGCUACUACCAGAAGCGGAGCAGCCUGCCCUGCAGUAGUAGCCCGCUGGCGGUGGCCGCACCGGCCGACAAGCUCCUGCCGCUACGCAAGGGUAAGAGCCCGGCCACGUUGCUCAACGCGAGGGCGUCUCCCUUGCACGCGCUGGGCACCCGGCUGCUCCGUCGCUUCACGGCACCGGAGUUCGCGAGGCGAGGCGUCGUGCAGGCGCCGGGGGCUUGCGAGCAAAGGGAGCUGGAAGAGGAGGCCACGCCGGGCACGAGCCGCUGCGAGGCCUCGUGCCCGGUGUCUCGCCACAAGCAGCAGGUCAGCAGCCAGCCCAGCGUGGACAGCAUCAGCGGCGUGAAGUGUGAGUUUGACUUCCAGUCCGUGAAGAACUCGAAAGAACCGUGACUUGGUAAAGGGUAACACUGUGAAACGUCCACUGCUUCUGUUUUGGUGAUCGCCUCUUAGUUUCAUAGAUGGCCGCAACGGAGUGUAUUAAACUGUGAAAGUGCUGUUUAGUGUAAGCCUCGCCUUUUGGUACCCCUAUUAGCGUUACGUCUUCGAAAAGUAGAAUUGUCCAACUACUGUAGAAGUAUAAUAUACAAUGAACGGGUUUGUAUCAAUUUUCAUAUUAGCUGAGCACCCAGUGAAUUAUUUCGUAGAUUCAUGUUUUUCUCCACGGUGUGUUGUCACGUCUCGAUGUACUUGUAAAUCCACAGCUGUUUGAGGGGCUCCCCACGCUGUAUGAGUCGCUGUGUGGAGUUGAAUGAGCAUCCUUCACUCCGCCGGUCAGUGUGGAUUCGUCAAGGUGGGGAACGUGGACGUAGUAGGCGCACAGUACAGCGCAAUUAUUGGGCCACGUGGUCAUUUUAUGCCCAAAACGAUUGUCAUUAUAUUUAGAAUCAGAAUCUCUAUUUAUCCAAGAUAAUUCCAAUGAGCUAUGAAGCUCUUUUUUCCACACGUGUCUAGUGUUUAACCCUCCAUCCCCCGACAACAUUAUCACGUUUAUUCAGAUAUGAGUUUUUUUAUCGAUACGUGCCAAUGUGUUGAUGACACUCUGACCAAUAAAGCUCCUCAACGGAGGCUUAAGUCUUUCGAUGACUGAAUUUAACAUCAACACACGGCAGCAUUCACUUCAUUGCUCUGUGCUUUUUCAGUUCAAUGUUCUGCACUGCCCCCUGCUGGCUUGCACGCAGUCCAGCUCUGGAGACCACAAAAGUGCCCACGCGUAUGGCAAUGCGGGCCCGAAUGACAACUGUGCACAGAGAGACGAGUACUCGGACAAAUGAUGUUGCAUUCAGAGCGAGGUGGGAGGCCUUUCACGACUGAAGAAUACACGUGCAUUCGGAGAAGACGUACACGGAGGGUGAAGAAGCAGCGAAGCGUGUAUUUACGGCGGAGUCACGCAGGAUGUGAACGAGAUAUGACAAAGGCAGCGGUUGUCCUGCCCGAGUAAUAUCGAGGAGCGAGCAACGUGAAAUUGAAAGUACACCACACCGAACACACAAUCACGACGCUCAACACACACUUCGCGCCCGAAAGGUUCCCGAUUAUUUACCCGAUAAACGAUGAACGAUCCAGCACUGUUCCUUCUGACUCGAGUCUCUUUAUUAUCUCUGCACGGCCUGCCUGCUAGUCACAAUGUUCCUGCCUGCGAGUGACAAUGUUCCUGCCUGCUAGUCACAAUGUUCCUGCCUGCUAGUCACAAUGUUCCUGCCUGCUAGUCACAAUGUUCCUGCCUGCGAGUCACAAUGUUCCUGCCUGCUAGUCACAAUGUUCCUGCCUGCUAGUCACAAUGUUCCUGCCUGCGAGUCACAAUGUUCCUGCCUGCUAGUCACAAUGUUCCUGCCUGCUAGUCACAAUGUUCCUGCCUGCGAGUGACAAUGUUCCUGCCUGCUAGUCACAAUGUUCCCGCCUGCUAGUCACAAUGUUCCUGCCUGCGAGUGACAAUGUUCCUGCCUGCUAGUCACAAUGUUCCCGCCUGCUAGUCACAAUGUUCCUGCCUGCUAGUCACAAUGUUCCUGCCUGCGAGUGACAAUGUUCCUGCCUGCUAGUCACAAUGUUCCCGCCUGCUAGUCACAAUGUUCCUGCCUGCUAGUCACAAUGUUCCUCCCUGCGAGUGACAAUGUUCCUGCCUGCGAGUCACAAUGUUCCUGCCUGCUAGUCACAAUGUUCCUGCCUGCUAGUCACAAUGUUCCUGCCUGCUAGUCACAAUGUUCCUGCCUGCUAGUCACAAUGUUCCUGCAUGCUAGUCACAAUGUUCCUGCCUGCUAGUCGGAGUAAGGCAAUGCUGGGCGCGCUCGGCUUGUCCUCCGAGUUUCUCACAACACAAGCAGACUGCUGGUGUUGCGAUCGAAACGUCGUACUUUUUUUUGUUAUUUUCUUUGAACCUAUCAACCUGACUUUACCGAAAGACCCAAAGAAUAUGAAUUCCUGCAGUCACGAAAGCUUUAAGUCAAGAUUUGUCAGAUUUACUGCAAUACACCUGUCCUUGGACGGGCUAUAAGCUAGUUACUAUUAAUUUCAGAAUUAUUGAUCAUGAGAGAACACUUUUUCACGUUUUUUUUUGGCAAACGGUUAAAACAGUUAUGCUCAUUGCUUGUGUUGCAAUCGAAACGUCGUGAUUUUUUUUAAUGUUUCACCUACGUGACUUUACCGAAAGAACCAAAGAGUACGGUUAUGCUCAUGUGAGUAGAUUCUGGUAUAAUUGCUCAACAACUUGCAAACUUUAUUUUAAAGUUCAUCCUUAUUAUUUUUAACCACCACUUUUAUAAUAAUAAAAUCGCAUUUCAUUUUAAGUUAUUUUUUUUACUACAUUUGGUAUGAACUUUUCCCCCCAAAAAUGAAAUCACUCAUCGCCUUGCAAAAUGUAUACUCACAUUAUAUACCCACCAGUUAAAACGUGUUGAAUCCUGCAAACGUAAACCAACCGGUCCCCCAUUCAAUCCCAUUAACGGUAUUAGCACUACAAUUCACAGCCCUUUGUACAUCCGCUGCUGGAUAGACUCCCCACUCCGUAUCCUAACACUAGAACCCGAUACGUCGAUUGCACCAGAUAGUCAGUGCAGGUGCAGAGUGGACGUGAUGUGUGGCACAUGGGAACAAUAUGACAUCACGAGUGUUGUGAGCUUUUUUGUUAGUUUCUUUGAACCUAUCUACGUGACUUUACCGAAAGGCCCAAAGAAUAUGAAUUCCUGCAGUCACGAAAGCUUUAAAUCAAGAUUACACGAGUGGUGUUCUUAAAAAAAACAGGCGUAAAAUAAUAGUACGUGAAUUGGCAUGGUUUCUCCCACUAAUUAAAUAAAAAAAAUUGAGAUAUAUUUCAGUCAGUCAUUCCAACUCAACUCGGAAAAUAACAAGAAAUAUACACCUACAUCACUCUCCGCAAAACCAAAAAUGAUAACGAAGAACAUAAAUAUAAAAAAUCGAUUGAAUAAUAAAUUUCACGAAAAAAAUAGCAUUUUCAGGGAACUCACAAAUCGCUCUGAGCUGUCAAGGCGACGUGGAGGCGUUCCUGCUCCACGGGUGGGUGACGCAGCCGCCCGGGGUGUUUCUUGUUUGACCUCGUGUGGCGCCGUGCCACGUGACGUUUCGUUCACGAGGAAAUUCGAUUUCGUUCAUCGCAAAAGUGCCAAUAAUAUGUAAUGUUGCGUUAACGCUAAAUCUUUAUAAGCCAAACGUUUGUAAAUCGAGGGAUACCUGUGCUCGUAUAUACAAUUUAACAUCUCAAUAUAAAAAUAAGCGGACAUUUGUAGUUGUGUAUUAUAAUCAACUAGCUUGUUUGGCCGUCCAAGGACGGGUGUGUAUUGCAGUAAAUCUGAC